Molecule: messenger RNA, 1761 nt
Organism: Iphiclides podalirius (scarce swallowtail)
Lineage: Eukaryota; Metazoa; Arthropoda; Insecta; Lepidoptera; Papilionidae
Source: the annotation of a GenBank genome assembly
AUGGAUUCACCAAUAUCGGCGUUUGCGAUUUACAAAUCUACGAGACAAAAUACACCAAAACGAGAGAAAAGAAAGAGGAAAAAAGCGUCUGCAUCGACCAAACCGCUGCCCCCAAAUAUUAAUGAAAACACGAAAGACAUUGCUCAAAAAGUUAAGCGAAAACAGAAAAAAAUAAAGGUAGCCAAAAAUAUUACAAAAAAGAAAUUGCAUAAGAAAAAAAAGGCAAAGAAAGUCAGUCAGAAAAAGGACAGCGUCAACUCUGUACAAGAAGAACCGAAUAAUUCAGACGCUUCAAAAGUUGAAGAAAUUCCAGCACUGGUUCCAAUUUCGCCUCAUAAUGGAUUGAUUCUACCAAAUAGCGAUGAUGAAGUUUACUCGGUGUCAAGUGAUGGUGAUCUUGUGUUCUCUGCUGUAACAACUGACAGUUGUGAGGAAGGUCUGAAAAUAUUCCGAUGGAUGAUGGCUCCCUACAACUCUAAUGAUUUCUUCAAUAGUGUCUGGGAGAAGAAACCCUUACACAUAGCUAGGAAUAAACCUGAUUACUACAGUGACAUUAUCUCUACACCACUCAUUGAUAAAAUGUUACGAACUGAAAGUAUACAGUUCACUAAAAAUAUUGACAUCACCUCUUAUGUUGAUGGUAAACGGAAGACGCAUAACCCUGAAGGACGGGCUUACCCCCAUGUUGUGUGGGACUUCUAUUUGAAUGGUUGCAGCGUAAGAUUAUUAAAUCCACAAACGUAUAUGUCUAAAUUGCACCUUCUGAAUGCAACACUACAGGAAUAUUUCAACUCAUUUGUUGGUGCAAAUGCUUACCUAACACCACCAGACAGCCAAGGCUUUGCACCACAUUAUGAUGAUAUAGAAGCAUUCAUAUUGCAGGCUGAAGGUAAAAAGCAUUGGCGGAUAUAUAAGCCUAGGGAAGAGAGUGAAAUUUUGCCACGGACAUCAUCGAAAAAUUUUUCUGAUGAUGAAAUUGGAGAACCAAUUUUAGAAGUGACACUGAAUGCUGGUGAUAUGCUUUACUUUCCCCGUGGAUAUAUUCAUCAAGGAGUAACAAUUGAUGGGGAACAUUCGCUACACGUCACAGUUAGUAUGUACCAGAAACAUUCUUGGGCUGAUCUAUUUGAAAAAAUGGUUCCUGCUGCUCUACAAAUUGCCAUCAAUGAAAAUGUGGACUUUAGACAAGGACUCCCAUUAGAUAUCUAUGAUAAUUUUGGUCUAGUUCACUCAGAUGCCCGCACACCGAGGAAAACAGAAAUUGAAGAGUACAUAAAAAAUCUUUUCUAUAAAAUCAAAAACCAUUUACCUAUAGAAGAAGCUGUAGAUCAGAUGAGCAAAAAUUACCAGCAUGAUGCCCUACCUCCAGUUCUCACGGAUGAAGAAAAAUCAUGCACUGUGUAUGGAGACAGUGAUGUAAUGACUGAAAAUGGUAAAGUUAUAAAUAGAGCAGAAAUGGGCCUUGAUACAAAGAUCAGGUUACUUCGUAAAAAUAUAUUACGAAUGGUUUCAGAGGAUUCUAUAAAGUUAUAUUAUUAUACUGAGAAUUCAUUGGAGUAUCGUGGAAAUGAUCUGACAUUCCUAGAAAUUGAGGAAGAAUUGGCACCAGCCAUAGAAACAUUGAUAAAGUCUUAUCCAGAAUAUGUUGCUGUGGAGGAUCUUGACACACCACAUGACACUGAUAAAAUACAAAUAGCUGAUGCUUUGUGGGGUAGAGGUUUGGUUAUAACAUCAUACCCAUUAGAAACUCUUAGAGAUGAU